Molecule: messenger RNA, 746 nt
Organism: Dermacentor andersoni
Lineage: Eukaryota; Metazoa; Arthropoda; Arachnida; Ixodida; Ixodidae
Source: RefSeq, a predicted model, not a curated record
AAUACUAAUUGAAUACGCUGAUCACCGGCGCUUGUAAAGGCCGCACAACACGCAAGUAUGGCGUGCAUUGUAGGUGCGCGUAUGUUGCCUUCGCUUUUGAGUAACAUUGCAAAGGUUGGUGUUGGUCGUACCUUCACAGCCGCGACCAAAGGGGCCACCGCCAGCUUGCGAUCAUUCGUCACAGUGCGUCCUGCUGGCAAUGUGGGCUCUUCGUUCUCUGCAUCGCUCCAGUUACAAAGCCUGAAGCCUCUCUCUGUUUCACGUGGAUUAAUCCUACCAAGGACAUUGCAACUUCUGCAACCGGGAGCAGCUGUACAAGUGGCCGUUCAGCAGACUCGCAACGUCACCAAGUUCAACUACAGAAAUGGCCAGCGGAGAACGUGCAAGGCAGUGAUCAAAAGGUUCAUGCGCCUGAAUUGCGGCCUGUGGAUACGACCACGAUCUGGUCGAGCCAAGAAAUUGUGGAAGAAGCCUGACCACAUUUUACAAGGCUUGCGUUUACAUGUCAUCUGUAACAGGACUCAGUCUAAACUGCUGGACAAAAUGGUUGGAGACUACUGGAAAAGGCCAAAAUACUAUGUUGAUGAUCCGUAUGAGCCAUACCAUGAACGGAACAAUUUCUUGCAUGCCAAGAAGACUUGGUAGUAAGUGGCAUGUAGCAGGUUAUGGAAUUGUCACAUGCCAUCUUUUGUAUGUAGAGUGUUGCAUAACAGAUAGUCAUUAAUAAAGUGUGCAUAUAAAAGCCA